AAGAAGCAGCAUCCUUUGCUACUGCUACUGUCUUUUGCCUUGUCUGCAACUCAAUGGCGUUGGUUGGGACAGUCAAGCUCUUUCUCUUCCUUGUUCUCCUCUGCCUCUUACACCUCCUCUCUUCUUGUCAAGGUAGGGAAAAUUGGGUGAAAUCACAAUACCCGUUCAUCAAGCGCGCAAGCUCGUUCUAUCGGGACGGCCAUGAGAGAGAGAAAGGAUACGAUUACAUAAUAGUCGGAGGUGGCACCGCCGGCUGUCCAUUGGCGGCGACAUUAUCACAAAACUUCAGCGUGCUGCUACUGGAAAGAGGCGGCGUUCCUUUCACGAAUGCAAAUGUGUCUUUACUUCGAAAUUUCCACAUUGGCCUCGCCGACACUUCUCCGACCUCGGCUUCUCAGGCCUUCGCUUCGACGGACGGAGUUAUCAACGCGAGAGCUAGGGUUUUAGGCGGCGGUUCCGCCAUUAAUGCCGGCUUCUACACCAGAGCAAGUUCAAGAUUUAUAAAGAGAGUGGGGUGGGAUGAGCAGUUGGUGAAUGAAUCGUAUUCAUGGGUGGAGAAGCGGAUCGUUCACCGCCCCAAGCUCACCGAUUGGCAGAAGACUUUCACCGACAGUCUAUUGGACGUCGGAAUCUCGCCCUUCAACGGUUUCACCUACGAUCAUCUCUACGGCACCAAAGUCGGAGGGACCAUUUUCGACCGCUUCGGCCGCCGUCACACCACCGCCGAACUCUUACCGUCAGGGAAUCCUGAUAACCUAACGGUUCUGGUUCACGCCACUGUUCAACGACUCAUCUUUGACACCACUCACGGUAAAGAACCGAAGGCGAUUGGGGUCGUAUUCAAGGAUGAAACUGGUAAUCAGCAUAAAGUUUUUCUAUCAAGCAGGCGGCAGAGUGAAGUUAUAUUAUCCAGUGGGGCAAUUGCGACUCCACAAAUGCUGUUGCUCAGUGGAAUUGGUCCCAGGGAUGAUCUUGAAAAGUGGAACAUCUCCAUGGUGCUACACAAUGAGUUUGUUGGAAAAGACAUGGCUGAUAACCCAUUGAACUCCAUUUUUGUUCCAAGCAACAGACCAGUUCAGCAGUCACUUAUACAAGCAGUUGGAAUCACAAAGCGGGGCGUUUAUAUUGAAUCUAGCAGUGGAUUUGGGCAGUCGGGGGAAAGUAUUCAUUGCCACCAUGGUUUGCUGUCAGCUGAGAUUGGGCAGCUAUCCACCAUUCCUCCAAAACAAAGAACGCCUGAAGCCAUUCAAAAUUACAUCAAAAGUAAACGAGACCUACCCCAUGAGGCAUUUAAAGGAGGUUUCAUUCUAGAAAAAGUAGCAAAUCCCUUCUCGAAAGGACACUUGAGAUUGAUCAACACUAACAUUGACGACAAUCCCGCUGUGACCUUCAACUACUUUCAUCAUCCAUAUGAUCUUCAUCGCUGCGUUGAAGGGGUUCGAAUGCUUACAAAGAUUGCAGAUUCUGAAUACUUCACGAACUUUACACAGUGUGAUAAGGAAACAUUAGACAAGCUGCUUAACAUUAGUGUAAAGGCCAACAUCAACCUCAUACCCAAGCAUACCAAUGACACCAAGUCCUUGGAGCAGUUUUGUAAAGACACUGUGAUCACAAUCUGGCACUACCAUGGAGGGUGUCUAGUGGACAAGGUGGUGAGCCAUGACCUUAAAGUUCUCGGUGUAACUAGACUGCGUAUUAUCGAUGGUUCAACAUUCAGCGAGUCCCCGGGCACCAAUCCUCAAGCUACUGUUAUGAUGAUGGGAAGGUACAUGGGCCUGAAAAUCUUAAUGGAUAGAUUGGGAAAGAGAGCUGGAACAUAGGAAGCAUAAAGAAGCAGUGUUAGUUGUUAGUGAAAGAGUGAUCGAUCUGGUGUCUUGAUUCUUAAAGAACAGUGGACGUAUACAGAUCUCUGGCUUGCCUGGAAAUUACAAAAAAAUUAAUAUGAUAAGUAUUCUUUACAUUUAGUCUCUUUCAGCUACUUGGUUCCAUUUUGUUUUGUAUUAUCUUGAUAGUUAGUGUGUUUUCAUUCUUUUAAUGCACGGGAAGAAAAUGAGGGAGGGAAGAAGAAGAAGGAGACUGGUCUCAACUAGACUUGUUCUUUAUGUCUGAGCUAGAUUAUAGUGAUUGUGCAUCUGUAGUUGUGUACGUAUCAUCAUGUAUCUUGUGAUCUUGAUAGAUGACAGUGUGAAUAACUUUCAAGUGGAAGAUCUAACUUGUUUGCUUUUAUUCAAUGAAUUCUUUGUCCA
This is a messenger RNA of Cucurbita pepo subsp. pepo (vegetable marrow), 2246 nucleotides long. RefSeq names its product protein HOTHEAD. The record is from RefSeq and is a predicted model, not a curated record. Lineage: Eukaryota; Viridiplantae; Streptophyta; Magnoliopsida; Cucurbitales; Cucurbitaceae. Gene Ontology annotation, molecular function: oxidoreductase activity, acting on CH-OH group of donors; flavin adenine dinucleotide binding.